Molecule: messenger RNA, 1116 nt
Organism: Microsporum canis CBS 113480
Lineage: Eukaryota; Fungi; Ascomycota; Eurotiomycetes; Onygenales; Arthrodermataceae
Exons: 5
Coding region: 1-1116 (371 amino acids)
Molecular function (GO): methyltransferase activity
Source: RefSeq, a predicted model, not a curated record
AUGAAGGACUGGUUAACGUGUUUCAUUAGUCAGCGAGCAUCACGACUAAAUAAGCACCUACUAAAACUCUACAUUAAUAAUGCGCGUUGCAGCGCGAAACUAAAGAUCGGACUUCCCCCACACACGGUGUAUCAAGCUCAAAAGCCCGUAAUUGCAGCUGUUGGGAAGCUGGUUGAACUCAUCCAGGAACCGAGCAAUAGGUUGUUGGAAGUGAGCUCGCAAUAUUGGGAAUCUCUAUGUUUGUUCAUUGCAGUGGAAAGGAAAAUUCCUGACAUAAUUGCAUCUGCUCGUCGGACAGCAACGGAGUCUCUUGUAAAGAAAUAUUCUGCUCCACGGGAAUCGAAGACUAGGAUACUUCGCUGUCUAUGUUCUAUCGGGAUAUUCACCGAACCUGAACCAGGCUAUUUCGCAAACAAUCACGUAUCAAAGGCAUUGCAUGAGAAUGAGCCAUUGAGAGCCUAUAUCUUGCUCUUCGGUCCUGACCUUUAUACUACCUCUGACCAUCUUCCCACUACGUUGCUGUCAAAGGAUAAAGGAGUUUCGUACGAUGUGGAUAAGACAGCCAUCCAAAAUGCAGUGGGUACAACAAAGACUAGAUGGGACUGGCUUGAGGAGAAAGUCCCUAUGGACGAAUUGCGCGGCAAGAACGGCGGUUAUCCCGGAGCUCCUGAACUUGUGCCAUUGCUCGAAAAGGCUCAUGAAAAUGUCAACUCUAGUCUGACAGUAGGUGGCUCAAUAAACGGGAAUGUAUCUAAUGACGCUGUCCAAGCAGACUCUUUGCAACCAGAUCUACACUCGCGCCCAGAACAUGCGAUCUUUGGGAUUGCUAUGAUUGGAGGAGGGGAAAUUACUGGUUUGUCAAGCUUAAGGGAAGCUACCGUGGUUGAUGUUGGUGGUGGCGCCGGGGGGUUUUCCAUGCAGCUAUGGCAACGAUAUGCUUCCCUAAAAUUUGUGGUUCAAGAUAGAGAACCAGUGCUCCUCCAGGCGCAGAAGAAUGUGUGGCCGAAAGCUUUGCCUGCAGCAUUAAGCGGCGGACGAGUCACCUUCAUGCCGCAUGGCUUUUUCCAAGACCCAAUAAAUGGGGCGGAAGUCUACUGGCUUCGGUAUAUAAUGUAA